CUGAAGUUGCCUCUGAAUGUCACAUACCAACAAUGUGAUGGGGUACACAUAUUGCCAAAUAAGUGUAGACUCUGACACACGAGCAUUGUGACUAGAAGGAAAAACAGAACGUUCUCUACGGGAGCUGUAAGGGGCAAUAUGGAGAGGAAGAAAGCCACGGGAGAAUACCACCGCAUCCCUGUAUCCAAAAUGUAGACUACAUGUUAUGGGACGGGCGGCACGUUUAUUUCGCUAAUUUGGAAAGUUACAAAAUAUACAAUGAUUAUAAAUGGGUCUUAUCUGAACAGGUCGUCGCUGGACCCGUAUGAGGAAGUGUUGAAUCGCCCUCCGUGGGUUACUACAACUUUGGGGUGCUUCCUGAUAUUCACUAUCGUGGUUGAUAUUUUGGGCAACCUUUUGGUGAUAUUCUCUGUCUACCGGAAUAAGAAGCUAAGGAAUGCAGGCAACAUCUUUGUGGUGAGCCUGGCCGUGGCCGACCUGGUGGUGGCCAUCUACCCCUACCCUCUGGUCCUGACCUCCAUCUUCCACAAAGGCUGGAACCUGGGCUAUGUCCAUUGCCAGAUCAGCGGUUUUCUCAUGGGCGUCAGCGUCAUCGGCUCCAUCUUCAACAUCACCGGCAUUGCCAUCAACCGCUACUGUUAUAUAUGUCACAGCCUUAAGUACGACAAGCUGUACAGCGACAAGAACUCAGUGUGUUACGUCCUUCUCAUCUGGGCGUUGACCAUUGUGGCCAUCGUGCCGAAUCUCUUUGUGGGUUCGUUGCAGUAUGACCCCAGGGUGUAUUCGUGUACGUUCGAGCAAUCGGCGAGUUCGGCGUACACCAUCGCUGUGGUCUUCUUCCACUUCAUCCUACCGAUCAUGAUCGUCACCUACUGCUACCUGAGGAUCUGGAUCCUGGUCAUUCAGGUUAGGCGACGGGUGAAACCGGACAACAAACCGAAACUGACGCCAAAUGACGUGAGGAAUUUCGUGACUAUGUUUGUGGUGUUUGUGCUGUUCGCCGUGUGCUGGGCGCCACUUAACUUCAUCGGGCUGGCAGUGGCCAUCAACCCCGAGGUGGUGGUGCCUCUCAUCCCCGAGUGGCUCUUCGUGGCGAGCUACUUCAUGGCCUACUUCAACAGCUGCCUUAAUGCCAUCGUGUACGGGGUGCUCAACCAGAACUUCCGGCGCGAGUACAAGCGCAUCGUGGUGUCAGUGUGCACGGCGCAAAUCUUCUUCCACGGCAGCUCCAACGACGUGGCCGAGCGGCUCAAGAGCAAGCCGUCGCCGCUCAUCACCAACAACAACCAGGUCAAGGUGGAGUCGGUGUGAGAGGACCAGCUGGUCCCAGUGCGCUCCCUACACCUCCCCCAUGGCGCAAACCCUUCGAUGUCUAUACAUCUGUAAGGUGGAAGGAAGCAAUAUGGCGGAAGCUCAAGCUUCACCAUUUCGCUCCUUGUACCUAUCCAGUACACUGCAGAUCUACAAACAUCGGAGGGGUUAAGGAGCCCAGGGGAAGGGGUAGGGAGCGAUUUGGGACCGGGUGAUACUAACACACACACAAAGGGGGAGGGGGAAGUAAGGGAACUAAUGUGACAUAAAAGAGUAACAUUUGUUUAAAAAAUACAAGUGAACAGAGAACAAUUACCAAAUACAAAAACAAAACAGCUUCCACUUUCUGAACUGUCCGUGAUCUGUGCUAUCUUCACCUCUAUAAAAUCAAAGCAAAAUGAAAAAAAUGUAUCUUUGUCUUUUGCAAAAAGCACAUUUGUUAGUUUUUUUGGUACCUAAAAAAGUUAUAAUGUACUUUUGUUUUCAUGUUUACAGUGAUACUAACAGUAACUCUAUGUAAGACAUUAUAUGUUUUUAUUUGAUAUGAAGUACAGUGAGGGAAAAAAGUAUUUGGUCCCCUGCUGAUUUUGUACGUUUGCC
Molecule: messenger RNA, 1911 nt
Organism: Coregonus clupeaformis (lake whitefish)
Lineage: Eukaryota; Metazoa; Chordata; Actinopteri; Salmoniformes; Salmonidae
Product: melatonin receptor type 1A-A-like
Exons: 2
Coding region: 259-1311 (350 amino acids)
Biological process (GO): G protein-coupled receptor signaling pathway
Cellular component (GO): membrane
Molecular function (GO): melatonin receptor activity
Source: RefSeq, a predicted model, not a curated record